Candidula unifasciata is the source of this 522-nucleotide messenger RNA. NCBI's taxonomy places the organism in Eukaryota, Metazoa, Mollusca, Gastropoda, Stylommatophora, Geomitridae. The record is from the annotation of a GenBank genome assembly.
AUGGCAGAACUAGGAACAAUGGCAGAACUAGGAACAAUGGCAGAACUAGGAACAAUGGCAGAACUAGGAACAAUGGCAGAACUAGGAACAAUGGCAGAACUAGGAACAAUGGCAGAACUAGGAACAAUGGCAGAACUAGGAACAAUGGCAGAACUAGGAACAAUGGCAGAACUAGGAACAAUGGCAGAACUAGGAACAAUAGCAGAACUAGGAACAAUGGCAGAACUAGGAACAAUGGCAGAACUAGGAACAAUGGCAGAACUAGGAACAAUGGCAGAACUAGGAACAAUGGCAGAACUAGGAACAAUGGCAGAACUAGGAACAAUGGCAGAACUAGGAACAAUGGUGGUGCAGAUAAACAAUCUUUUUAAAUCACAUAAUGAUCAUCCGUUCACUGAGCAUUUCUUCUUGUUCGUCCUUACAAGGGCAGUUAGCACUUUGUGUUGUGUUUCCAACAAAGCUCUGAUAAAUGCAUCCCCCCCCCCCCCCCCCCAAAAAAAAAAAAAACCUACCAGAUUUUAG